Scleropages formosus (Asian bonytongue) is the source of this 1252-nucleotide messenger RNA. RefSeq names its product small integral membrane protein 10 like 3 (gene smim10l3). Lineage: Eukaryota; Metazoa; Chordata; Actinopteri; Osteoglossiformes; Osteoglossidae. The record is from RefSeq and is a predicted model, not a curated record. Bases 243 to 443 code for a protein of 66 amino acids. The transcript is spliced from 2 exons.
UUGCUCGAUGCAGUCCGCGAGUCCCUUCGCUAUUGGUGCGGCCAAGUAGAAAAGGAAACGCUCGUGUGUUGCGAGUUGUGGCAGCGUAGUAGUUGCUUCCGAAAGACAAAGAAAUGGUUCUGUCAAUUUAUUCAGCAGUGACAACAUUUAUGAAAUCGUUCGGCCACUGUUGUACCUGACUGGCGUACACGCGAAGUGGGAAUCGUGAGGACGAGCGGAGCAGGCGCUGCUGCUGCUGGCAGAUGGCGGGUUUGUCGUGUUUAGUGCUGGGCUUUUCGGAAUCAGCUGGCAGGACUUACGGAGUGUUUUCCAAAGGGUUAACGAGGACUCUCUUAAUAUUUUUCGAUCUUGCGUGGAGACUGAGGAUCAGGUUUCCUUAUCUCUACCUCAUCGCGUCUAUGAUGUUUAAUGUACGAUUGCAGGUACACAUUGAAAUACACUGACAGAGUAUUUCUACCAGUGCUCAAGAUCGCCCUCCAGCCCGUGUCUUGUGUUGUCUCGGUGAAGGCGGUCGUCCCAAUAACCCGAGUCGCCGUGGUGCUCAUCCUCUUAUCCAGUUCACCCAAAAAGCGUUUUCUCUCCUCUCCUUCUCCUUUCGGGGCAGGUCAACAGUGUUGUAACGUUAACAUGAAGUCUCGCAGUGACUGUCGCCGGUGUGAUGCGUUACAUGUGUUCGCAUCUGUACAUUCUUUAUAUGUGCAGCAUUUUAGAACAAGGACUGUCAGCCUUAUCCUGUCCCCCCAAAUACCUGAGCACUUUCAUGGCCUUUUUUCUUCUUGUGUAAAUGCCCUACACCUUAACCUGCACCUACACCGUAUUGGGGAGAAUCUGAUGUUUUUUGGAAAGAUUUUGACAGCGGAACUGUUAUGAGAAGAAUCGCUUUUUAUUUGGGAAACAUUGUGACCUAUGAAUGAUGCAACUUUAUGGAGUUGAAAUAGCCAAAUGGAUGUAUGGAUUUUAGCCUGGGGUAGAAGAAGAGGGCUCAUCAGUGCAGCUGUGUCACCAUGAAGAAACAAUGCAUCAGUGUGCAACACAAGCUAGUGUUGAGAAGAAACGCAGCAGUUUUUUCACACAAGUUACUGAGAACUAUAGACGGUAAUGCAAAUUUUAAAUGGUAGAUGGAAAAUAUUUUAAUAGCUUUUGUAGGGUUUUUGAGUUCUGUACAUGGAACCUUUGGUUUCUGCUGUUUAUCACAUUUCAAAUGGAAAUGAAUGUAAACUGGUUUAUUUUGAAAAAAAUAAAAUGUUUUUGU